CCGCGCGAGCGAGUAGUGUUGGAAGAUUUGUGUGUAAUGAAGUAAGAGAUGGAGUCGGAACCGUGGGAAGCACUCGACGUCGACGACUCCGAUCUCUCCGCCUUCCUCCGCCCGUGCAAGUCCAGUUCCUCCACCGUCAUUCCCGGUCCCGCCGGCGCCGUCCAGGCCGUAAUGAGGAACCGGCGCCGCGACGAGCCCCUCCCGACUCAAGAAUUCCUGAGGCGUAUUGACAGCGAAAGUGACCGCGAUUUCAGCACCAAUCCCUGGCUCUGUGCCCUCCAAUACGUUCGCUCGCAGGGCUUGGUGGGCGGUGAUGACGUGGCGCACGGCACGCCGUUGAGCUCAAUCAACAACACUGAGAGAGUGCCUCUGGUCGUGGUCCUUGUUAAAUCCUGCACCCCCAAUGGUUUCGGAGACAUGACGAUUACCGUCAAGGAUCCUACAGGCACUGUUGGUGCCAGUGUCCAUCGCAAAGUCUUGGCACAUGCAGAAUUUGGGAAGGAUGUAACUGUUGGUUCGGUUUUAGUUCUGCAAAAGGUUGCUGUGUUUUCCCCCAAUCGCUCUACCUCUUUUCUCAAUAUAACGUUAAACAACGUUGUCAAGGUCUUUGCCAAGGACAGUGGCCCUCCGUCAGAUCAACUAAUGUAUCCUGCACUCACAACGAUACGCACUACACCUAAUAUAGAAAUACAUGAGACGCCAGGCAGUAGUACAUUCUCUAUGCCACAGGGAAGGACUGAAGGAAUCAUGUCUAGUCUCAGAUUAAGCUCAAGCUUUAAACAAGUGUUGGGUAGUCACAAUGAUAAUGGAAGCGAUCAGAACCGAGAAACUGUUUUGGAAGGAGAGAAUUUAAUAGCGAGUCUGGAUAAUGUUGGACCUGGGGAAGUUAACUGUGGUGGUGAGCUUGAAACUGAAAUGGAAGAUCAACCCAACCCUCCUAAAUUGGAUGAAGGAGAUAGUCUAGCUUGGAUUGCUCAAAGCAAUAGAUCUACAAACUCGGUUCACACAUCUCAAGGUGAAAAAACUGGGAUGGAAAAUCAGUUAGAAAGACAGAAGCACAUGGCAAAUCCAAGAAGUUCAAUACCGAGUUGGACAGAGGAACAGCUGGAUGAGCUUUUAGCGUUUGAUUGAGAUAACAAUUUCUUUUAGUCAAAGCAAAGUAUACAGGACAAGAUGAUGCCGAUGUGUACCUAGUUUUCAUGUAUCUUAGUGGUGUAAUUUUUAGCAUUUUGAAGCUACACGGGUUUAGUAAAUAUUUUAGAUAUAAUCAUAGAUCCUUUCAGAUAGAUGCUCAGGCAGGAUUGGGUUGCUAGCUUUGUUCAACAGAGGGCCUUGGGAAUGCACCCAGUUAUGGUUCCAGAAACUGAUGGGGCCCCAUCACCAAUCAUCCAUCUCAAAUUCUUCAAAACAUCUUCCCAAGAUUUACAAAUACCCCUCCAGAGAUUUGAACAUGGCCUAUUAGGAUUAAUGUGAGGGAGAAUACCGUUCCCACAAUUGUAUUCGGAUUUAAUCAUUUGGACCCAUAGAGCUUCAUUGUUUGAACAUACGCGGGGCUUAAGAGCGUAGACCCAAACCCUCAUGGAAUGACAUACGCGGGGCUUAAGAUUAUGAUUCCAGUCCCCCGUAGACGCCCAACUCUCAUUGACAAACAUGGAGAAAUCUGAAUGGGUUAUACAAGAAGCUAGAAAAAGAAAAUGCCUUCUUUGCGUGGAUGAUGUGUGUUGGAUAUUGAAAUUCAACAACAGCUUCUUGAAAGCAUAUCCUCCAUUCCCAAUAUACAUAUCCCUACUAGAGGCUGACCGACUCAACCAAUUGCAAAGUUAGAAUAUAGAAGUCAGAAUCCACCUAAAUAAUUCAUAAUGUGAUUAUAGUCUAAACAUAUUCCCACCAUUCAUGGUAGAAGUAAGCGCUGUUUGAACUCACAAUAUCGUAUCACUAAAUUUUCCAAUAGGUAUGUACUAACAACCUUUCAAACCUAGGGUCAUAUCACAUGCGUCAUGUCUUCCAAUUUUGAUUCUUUCCUAUAAUAU
Molecule: messenger RNA, 2030 nt
Organism: Cajanus cajan (pigeon pea)
Lineage: Eukaryota; Viridiplantae; Streptophyta; Magnoliopsida; Fabales; Fabaceae
Product: nuclear localized protein
Biological process (GO): recombinational repair
Source: RefSeq, a predicted model, not a curated record